Glycine soja is the source of this 603-nucleotide messenger RNA. RefSeq lists its product as uncharacterized. The transcript is spliced from 2 exons. NCBI's taxonomy places the organism in Eukaryota, Viridiplantae, Streptophyta, Magnoliopsida, Fabales, Fabaceae. The record is from RefSeq and is a predicted model, not a curated record. The coding region runs from base 1 to 603 and encodes 200 amino acids. Gene Ontology annotation, molecular function: zinc ion binding; nucleic acid binding.
AUGGAGGAGACUGAAUCAAUAGCUGAGUAUUUCACCAAGAUUCUCACACUCACCAAUAAGAUGAAGUGUUGUGGAGAACAGAUUAAGGAACAACUGGUGGUUGAGAAGGUGCUCAGAACACUGACAUCAAAGUUUGAUCACAUUGUGGUGGCCAUUGAAGAAUCAAAGGAUCUUACAUCUUUCAAGCUUGAAGAACUACAAAGUUCACUUGAAGCGCAUGAGCAGAGAUUAAGAGAAAGGAAUCCUGAGAAGCACAAUGAUCAAGCCUUACAAGCUCAAACAGAUUCCAAAUGUGGUGAUUCUGGAUCAUCUUCACAGAAAGUUGUGUCAAAUCCAAGAAGCCAAUUCUCAGGGAAAAAGAAAUGGGUCGACAAGAAGAAGGUGCAGUGUUACAACUGCAGGAACUUUGGCCAUUUUGCAGCUGAUUGUAGAUUCAGUAAAGGCUCUCAUGUGAAAGGUGAAGAAGCAAGGUUGGCACAAGAGGAGAAUACAGAAGAUGAUCAUUAUCUGCUGAUGGUUACCACCAAAAAUGAUCUUCAGUGUGCUAAUUUCUGGUACCUAGACACUGGUUGCUCAAACCAUAUGUCAGGGAGAAGAGAGUGA